AUGUCUUUGAUCAAAAGACUGGUAGAGGAGUUAGGUUCAUCUCCAAGUUCAAACAGGUCGGGAGCAGCACCUAGCUCGAACAACGAGAAGACUGAAGGAAAAAGACCGAGAAUAAAGAUCGAAGAAGAAUAUCUUGACCUUGAAGCUAAGAUUAUGACCACCUUAAGCAUAGUGGAGACAAUGAAGAAGCAGUUUUAUAUAUCAUCUGAAGGCAUUUUCAGGAAAGAUGAGGAUAAGGUGAAGAAGCUCUUCGAUGCUAUCGAGAAGAUACAAGCUGAUUUCGAAUCGAUAGAGAGGCCAAUUUUGGAAGUCGAGAGCCCGACAAAGCAGCAGACCCCUCGUCACGAGGGCGAUUCAGAUGAGUUCCCCAUCUCCAGAGAGGUAGCUGAGAUCAGUCCUGGAAGAGAUAGAGCAACAAAGAAAACACCCGACGAUGACGAAGAGAACCCGCAGAUGGAUGCCGAGCUCACAAAACUGGUGAAAGAGCUUGGAGAGACCGAUAGUGAAGACUCGCCGAAGGAGAUCGGAGAGUGGGAGUUUGAUGAGCUCGAGAAAGACUACCUUCCAAUGGCAGUAACAGCUGGUGAAACAGCGAAGACCAAGUUGCCAAUAGUACCCGGGCCGAUAGACAAAGAAGCAUAACUGCCGGCACACUGUUAUCCCCUCCUCCAUGGAUGAAGCUAUGAGCUUUUACACAGUCAUUAACAAGUCGUUCGGGGUCGGAUUCUUGAACUUAUCGAUCAAAGUAUCAUAUGUAGAUAAUGUUACAAAAUUACUAGUGUAAUGUACACCUCCUUGUAAGUACAUACGACACGUCAUUCGGAGUAAGCGAAGACGAUUAAUCAUUUACCGUAA
Punica granatum (pomegranate) is the source of this 855-nucleotide messenger RNA. The record is from RefSeq and is a predicted model, not a curated record. Lineage: Eukaryota; Viridiplantae; Streptophyta; Magnoliopsida; Myrtales; Lythraceae.